AAACGCUAGUCUCGGAGGCUGCGACCAUGGCUUGCACUUGGUUCAGUUUCCCGAACGCAAUCUCGCGCACCAUAGUACUACCGUAACGACAGCGAUAAUAUUGCUAGCGUUGGAUAGCUCGCAUGCCAAUAAAUCCAAGAGUUCGAGCGGUCGUACCGGUGGAGAGGUGGAACGCACAUCACGACAUACGUGAAAACAUAUCGCAAUGUUUUCUCGGCGCCGGCCAAGUAGCCUUGGCCGAGCUAGAGUACUCCCUUGUUUCCCGGUGCUGUCGGAAGACAUACCAGUGAUGUCGGGAGGUCCGUUUUCCCUCACGAUGCUGGUCACGCUGGUCCGGCGGAUCGAGUGCUCACUAUCAGCGCAGCUUAGAGCCAAAGCGAUGCACGCUGCACAGCCUAUACCUUAGCAGUACGCGAAGUCUGUGGAAAGAAGAACGCUAUACCAGGCAAUGGAACGCGUCUCUAGGCCUCUGCGGGAAGCGCGGAGACAGCGGAUGAAAAUGGAGAUGAGGAAGCUCAUGAUGCGAGCACCGAAAACUGCACUGCCUGACGACAGGGCGACGAUGUCAACUGCGAGCGCAUCGCCGGGAGUAAAGGGCAGAUUGUUCUUCAUCACGAUCACGUCUAUUGACAUGGACCCGGACACGAACGACCCUGGCGUCAUCGUCUUGAACAGCAUCGUCGAGUUGAGCCACCAAGCCGCUGCCGGCCAUGUUUGUAGGGUCCGUAGUGACUUGCAAGAGAAAGCGAUUCUUGGGGGUGUCCACAAGGGCCGCUUGGACAAACAAACCAGGGAGAAGCGUUUGCUCCUCCGACUUGGCAUGCCCUGUCGUUGGAUGAAUAUUUCAACGAGCUCGGGCGAUCUCAAGGCACGACCUAAGGCACGUCUCAGGACACGACGGAGUAACGCAUCACGCCGAUGUCGCGGUCCUGUUACCCUCCUUGGCGUGCUAUGUGCUACUCCGGUUUGUCCGCCCCCGCGCGUCGGGUCAGCGCGCCUGGAAGGAAAACAUACUUAGACCCCUCGGCUGCCCGCCUUUGUCUUUCGUCGGCCAACCUCCACUGCGAGACUUCACCCCCUCUCACAUCCUACGGGCCCACCGCGAACACUCGCCGCCAUGGCCAAGAUCUGGUUGCUGCACCCUGUCACCUUCCACUCGUCUCGAGUGCCUACGGGAUAUGACUACUCCCUGAUGACUCCAUGGCAGAUCAAGAUGCUCACCAUGAAAUGGCACGACUGGUACAGAGCCGAUUGGAGCUACGGCCAUACUACCGUCGAGUUCUUCUGCGCCGGCAUCGGCGCCAUGAUGGUGCUAUACUUCCUCUUCCUUAUCCGCUACCGGUUCAAUUCGCGCAGGAAGAGCUCCGCACCCCGCCAGGCGGGUGUCCUGGACAGGUUCACGGCCGCCUUCCGCUACUUCACCUCCAUGCAAGUCCGCUUCAAGCCCCUGUGCUACUAUGCUCCGCCAACGGCCUCUGUUCUUGGUGUUGCCGGUAUUUUCACCUUCGUCAUGGCAUUCGCUCUCGCCGUUCGCCCGUACUACUGGCCAAACUCCCAGAUGGGAAGCAGUCCUCCCCUUGCGACCCGCUGUGGCUGGAUCUCUAUUGCUAUCAUGCCGUUCAUGAUCGCUUUCUCGACCAAGGUUAACUACGUCGGUAUGCUUACCGGCGUAUCGCACGAGAGGCUCCAGGUCUACCACCGCUGGACAGCCCUGUUCAUGUAUAUCACUUCGUUGUUGCACACUUUUCCUUUCAUCCGGUUCAACAUUCACGCAGGAGACAUGGUUCACAAGUACAACACCACUCCUUGGUACUGGUCCGGAAUAGCGGCGUUGGUUCCCCAGACUUGGCUUAUCUUUAUGUCAUGGGGAUUUAUCAGAAACUGGCACUACGAGAUUUUCAAGAAGCUGCACUUCUGCGCUGCAACUAUUUUCAUGGUUGCGCUCUUCAUCCACUGCGACUUCCGUCUUACAUCUUGGGACUACUUCUGGGCUACAAUGGCUAUCUACACCACCACGUGGUUCAUGCAGGUCUUCCGUACGCUUUACCACAGCAAGUUCACCGGUAUCCCGUACACGCUUGAGCAACUCUCGGACCCCAGCAUGGUCAGGCUCACGAUCGAGGCCGGGCCACGAUUCCGCUGGUCGUCAGGCCAGCACGUGUUCCUGCGCUUCCUGUCAAGCAAGUACUUGCACCCGUUCAGCACGCACCCGUUCACGAUCUCCAACGACUGCAACGUGCAAAACGGAAUAAACAACGUCGAGAUCGUUCUCCGCGUCCGUGGGGGCAUUACGAAGGCGCUCCAAAACAUGGCACUGGACAAGCCGCGCGGACGUGUGCUCCUUGACGGGCCGUACGGCGGAAUCCCUGUGUCGCUGCGUGGAUACGAUCGCGUGUGCCUCCUCGCGGGCGGUAGUGGUGCUACGUUCACGGUCUCGCUGCUCCUGGACCUCGCGCGUGGAUUCAAGACUGGCAGCAAGUGCAAGGACGUCACCUUUGUCGUUGCCUUCCGCCACCCUGGAACACGCCUCUGGCUCGAGCCCAUCCUCGCCGAGGCGAUGCAGCUUGCCCAGGAGGCGGGCGCGCGGCUCGUAAUAAGCAUUCACGUCACUUCCGAGGACGCCGAUCUCGAGUCCAUCGGCAGCAACGCGCCGACCAUCGCGCCGGGCACCGUGAUCGUGAAGAAGGUCGACGGCGAGGCGUCCUCGAACCCGUCUACACCCCCUCCCCCGCCGCCGAUCACGCCCACCACAUACGCCGGCCGCCCUGACUUGACCGCGGUGGUCCGAGAGGUGUGCGCAUCGCCGCUCGGCGGGCGCGUUGCGUUCGCAGCGUGCGGGCCCAAUCCGUUUGUGUACGACGUGCGCAACGCCGUCGCGCACUGCCAGCUCGACAUCGCGGAUGGGUACAGCAAGUGCCAGGAGGCCUUCCUCCACGCCGAGGCCUACGAGUACGUUUUGUCCGCUCUUUGCACGCCGCCGGCCCGUACUGACUUUCUACGUGUUCACAGCUGGUAG
Messenger RNA from Phanerochaete carnosa HHB-10118-sp, 3016 nucleotides. RefSeq lists its product as uncharacterized. Gene Ontology annotation, biological process: copper ion import; iron ion transport; intracellular iron ion homeostasis. NCBI's taxonomy places the organism in Eukaryota, Fungi, Basidiomycota, Agaricomycetes, Polyporales, Phanerochaetaceae. Gene Ontology annotation, molecular function: ferric-chelate reductase activity. Gene Ontology annotation, cellular component: plasma membrane. The record is from RefSeq and is a predicted model, not a curated record. The transcript is spliced from 13 exons. The coding region runs from base 1118 to 3016 and encodes 632 amino acids.